AAUAUGUAUCCAGGUCUCUAUAUUAUGCAAAUUAGCGCUAGUUUCGACUGUGGAGUUUCCCGCCUUUCUUCAACUUUUGUACGCAUGCGCAGAAAAUUCAAUCUCAGCAGUCAGCUUAAUUCAAACAGAAGAGAGAGUUGCGCGGGCCCCGUCAAAUUCCUUCCAAAACUUAAAUUAAAUUUUUAUCCUCUAUUCCUGUAAUGGCUUUGUUCAUAAUAUUUUAUCUAUCGUAACAAUUUAAACAAUUAAAAAGCUGCCGAGGGCAAAUUCAGUGGAAAAUUACGGCGAAUUUCAGCAGAAAGGUUACAGAUUUGACAUAGAAUGCAACUUACACAAUGCUGCGUAAUAAAGUAUUGUUGAGAAAAAAUUUGUCAACAAAAUGUAAAGGAAUUGACGAUAAAGAUCAAGCAAGCUUUUACAUACACAAUUUGACGCAGAUUGGCAGCAGAAAUCGAGCAUAAUCCGCGUUUAACCGUCUUUGCUUACGUCAGCUAGCUCUGCCGUCAGCAAAAUGCGAACUCUUCAAUACAAAUGCAGCGGCCAAUUUAUUAAAAAUUUUCGAUCGAAUCUGCUGCCGAUUUGCCGAAGUAUUACGAACAGUUUGCUUACUACUGGUAAUAUUUACUUUCUCGUUUCUCGCUCAUUCUGAAAGACCGCACCUGCCCGAUCGCCGUAGUCCGCCCGCGAAACUUUGGCACUACGUGCCCCGCGCAUAUAUCUACGUUACUACUACGUUUCGUCGCGUCUGCGCAGUGAGAAGCAGCGAGAGGCGGCCAUGUGUUUGGGAAGUCUGCGCCGUCGCUAAAAAUGCCGCUUUUGAGGAUCGAUGUAAACAAAGUGACUAAUAGGAUUAAUUGUACUCUAAACUGAUAACUGAUUUUUAUCAACUAAAUCUCGUAUCGUGUGCCAUGAGAAGUCACAGCUCGCCGAGGGGAGAGAGCGAGGGAACGUUCAUAAGUUGUAUCGAAUUAUUGUGUGAUCUCGUUAAGGUUAACGCUAGAUGAGCUUCCAGUGCCGCAUAUAAGAAAAAAACAAACAAUAGGACAAACAGGACACUUUCUUGCAUUCUUGAGUUCUCCGCGAAGAUGAAUUUCGCGAUAGAAAGAUUGCAUGAGAAGGAUAAUAAGCGUAUUAUCUUCGAACACGAUCGAUCAUAUACUUGUGGUAGAGGAAAAGAAAAUGAUAUUUUGUGUCUCAGUCUUCUAGUAUCUCGUAGGCAUUGUAUCUUUUUCUGUGAUGCAAAUGCAAAUUUAUAUGUCACAGACUUACGGAGUUCAAAUGGUAUUUUUGUCAAUGGUGAGGCAAAAAGUUCCUAUCAGAUGAUUAAACUAUAUGAGAAUGAUAUCAUUGGAAUUGGCUGCCCAAAUAUUGAUCCAAAUAAUGAGACACUGUACAAUUACAAAAUUUGCCUCAUUAAGUCACCCAUUGAAGAUGAAGAACCUAUUUUAUCAAAAACAAUUUUAAAUAAUAAUACAUUGCAAAGAACGUCUGUCUCUCCUGAAAAUCGUGUUUUGGGAAACAAAUGUGCAUCUACCUCGGAUCAUGACUCGAUAUUACCAAAUAAAAAGGCAAAAGUUUCAUGUAGUAAUGAGCAUGGCUCUAAUAUUAAUCUUUCAAAGAGAAAUUCUGAUUUAUCUUGUAAUAAUCAGAGUUCAUGCAAAAGCGUUAACACUAGUAAUAAUGUUGAUAAUUUAGUAAAAGUUAAAUGUGAUACCUCAGAUAUGAGUGAAGAUGAUAUUGAAAUAAUUCACACAUCGCUAGCGAAAGAAGUAAAGAAAGAAAAUACUUGUAAUCUUCAAUCUGCAGAAUGUUCAAACAAGAAUAAGAGAUCAGAUUUUGAGGAGAAAACAUUUGACGUUUGCUCUACUAAUGAUAGUAAUGAUGAUAAUACUAGUGACAGAGAUCAAAGUAAAAAUAAUAUAAGAAAAAAAUCGGAUAGCAUUGAUAAACAAAACGAUGCAUUAAAUUUUACAGAGAGCUCAAAUUUUGUACAUACGAAAGAUGGUCAAAUUAUUAAAUAUGAAGAUGAAUUGCAAAUAACAGAUGACGACGAAGAAGCACACAUGGCUGCUGUUGAAUGUGAAAAAACUCAUGAUGAAACACCGAUUAAAUUAAAGAGGAUAAAACAUGAACCGAAAACGCGAUUCUCGGUCAUUGAUGUUGUCGAUUUGAGUGACGAUGAGGAAGGAGUAUUCCCAUAUUCUCAGUUAUUCGAUAUUAAAUAUGACGAUAAUACGGAAAUUAAGACUGAGAUUGAACAAGAGUGUGUCAACGAUGAUGAUCAAAAUAUAGAGAAAAUGGGCCUGUUGAAUAUGGAUGAUGAAGUCAUCAUUUUAACGGAUAGUGAAGAUGAGAGUAAUCCAUGGUUGGAACGAUUAUCUAGAAGUCAGUUACUUAACGAGAACAUACAAUCCACUUUGUGCGAUACAAUUGUAAAGAAUGAGAUCGAUUUGGAAAUCUGGAAUGAAGUAUCGAAUAUAGCACAGCCUGGGGUAUCGCAUAUUUCUCAAGUUUCUGACGAUAAAACAACAUUUUCUGAAUCGUGUAUAUUAAUCGAUACUACAAGUAUCGAUGAUGAAAUUAAAAACGAAAAAGAUGAUCGUGGUAAUGAUUUAUCGAUGACAAAAACGGUCUCGAUGGAUAUAGAUGAGAUAGAUCUUUCUAAAGAAUAUACUUUGAAAGAUAUUGACAAAAGCAAAUGGAAAGCAGGUUCAAGGCAAGAUAUAACUCAAGCGGUCUCGGUGAAUGAGCGAUUAAUAGACGAGGUCGCGCCUUUUAAAAAGUCUACUUCGAGAGAUAUUGAUAACAAAAGCAAACAAAAAACAGGGACAAGGCAGGAUAUAGCUCAAACGGUCCCGAUGGAUGUAGACAAAGUCGUUCCUUCUAAAAAGUUUACUUCGAAAGAUAUUGACAAAAGCAAACAGAAAACAGAUGCAAAACAAGGUAUAGCUCAAGCAAUCCCAAUGGAUGUAGACAAAGUCGUUUCUUCUAAAAAAUCUACUUCGAGAGAUAUUGAUGACAAAGGCAAACGGAAAAUAGAUAUAAGGCAGGAUAUAGUUCAAGCGGUUCCGAUGGAUGUAGACGAGGUCAGUUCUUCUAAAAAAUCUGCUUCAAAAGAUAUUGACAAAAGCAAACUGAGAACAGAUGCAAAACGAGGUAUAGUUCAAGCGGUCCCGAUGGAUGUGGACAAAGUCAGUUCUUCUAAAAAAUCUACUUCGAAAGAUAUUGACAAAAGCAAACGGAGAACAGAUGCAAAACAAAUUAUAGCUCAAGCGGUCCCAAUGGAUGUAGACAAAAUCGUUCCUUCUAAAAAGUCUACUUCGAGGGAUAUCGAUGACAAAAGCAAACGGAAAAUAGAUGCGAGGCAGGGUAUAAUUCAAGCGGUCUCAAUGGAUUUAGACGAGGUCGAACAUCCUAAAGAAUUUAUUUCGGAAGAUAUUGAUGACAAAAGCAAACGGAAAACAGAAGCAAGACAGUAUAUAAUUCAAACCGCGUCGAUGAAUGUAGACGAAAUCAUUCCUUCUAAAAAGUCCAUUUCGAGAGAUAUUGAUGAUAAAAACAAACGGAAAACAGAAGCAAGACAGGAUAUAGCUCAAAAAUUAAAUGAGCAAACACCAUCUUUAGAAAGUGUGAAAGAAAAAAUUACAAAGAAAUCAACAGCCAAGAGAUUGAUUCCAGUAAUAGAAGCACCGAAUUUACCUGUAAGAAGAAGAAGCCGAAUUGAUCAUUACAAAGACAAAGCAACAGAAGUACGUGAUACUUCACGAUCGAGAUUAACGGAACAAGAAAACAAGAUGUCGAAUUUAAAAGAUAAACUUAAUGAUGCCUUUUACGGUAAGGAACAGAAGCGUCACAAAAAGAGAUCUAAAUCGUAUGACCGUCACUCAUUGAGUGAAACAAAGUUUGGAUCAUCAAUUUCUAAGGAUGAGAAAAAGAUUAUAAUCGAAAAGAGGAAGGAGAAAUUGAAGGAGAUUGCUGCAGAAAAGAAGAUGCUGUCCGCCGCGGACAGUUCGAAUGUUAAACAGGAUCGCAGGAUUGCUAAACCAAGAGCUAAAAUGUCUUUAAAAAAUCGUGGCGAUUUUCUUGUUCCUGAGGAAGAACCAGAAACAUCUAAAUCGCUUCCAGAUAAAUCUGCAGAAGUGCCAAAAUCAAAUUCAAAUCAGUCCAAUAAGCAAUCAACGGAUAAUGCUGAUGUGACAAAAUCCACAACUUCCAAAAGGAAUACACAUAAAUCGCAUGAGAAAACGCACAUUUCUAAAGAUACGGUGAGCAAUAUUGUCACAUCACUACAACAAUCUUUACAUUUGAAUAAUACGGAUACUAUACAAGCACCUACAAAGAAUACACUGGAUUUGAAAGCAAGCGAUGACAAUAAAAAGAAAUAUAGUAGUAGUAGUAGUAGUAGUAAGAGUAGUAUGCAAAAAAGAAUCGAAAAUAGUGAUCCCAUUGCAAAAUCAUCAUCGUCAGACUUGCACUCCAUCGAACGGACACCUUCCCAUUGCGAAACAUCGCACGAGAAUUUUCUUAUUGUACAAAAAGAAAAUCGUUCGCCGGGCAGUUUGAAAUCGAUACUCGAGAAACGAGAAAAAUCGAGGGCGGAAUCAAAAAAGAAAAAGAAAGUGUCCUUUUCAGAUAAGAUAGACGUACGGGAGUACGAAAUCGAUCAGAAUAAUAAUUUCAAGAAAUUAACGUGGAAAGAUGCGCCCAUACCCACAAACAAAUUAGCAAAGGCACCCGCGGUGGCUCCGCACGGAGCGGAGUCGACUCCGAAAUUGGAAGAAUUUCUACUGCGCAUUUUUAAGUGGAAGCCCGUAUGGCUCGAGGAGCAGCGCUAUUUGAAGAACGUUGAUCCACCGAUAGUAGACGAGAACGAGCUUCAGCCCAUGAAACUGUCCUACGAUUCCUAUAAACAGUAUUACGAGGUCGCCAUGCCUCUUCUACUACUUGAAAUAUGGUACACCAUGACCAAGGAUUUAGAUACAGUCCAAAAGAAGUCCCGGCGUUGCACUAUGAUGUGUUCUGUGGUGCAGAAUUCUAUUACACGUACUCCGAUACCGUCGACUGAACUAUUCCUGACGACCCUGAUGCUCGAGGUGCUAAUCACGGAAGAGCAGUACAAGCAGGAGAUACAUCCCAUUUUCGGGGAUCUGGUGUAUCUCGAAUAUGUAAUACAAGAAAACGGUAAAUUUAAAUGUCACAGGAUCUUUGCGUACGUCACGAAUUCACACACCAUGAUCAUUACGAAUUUUACUCAUUACAAUAGGGAUUUAAGGAACUACGUCAAAAAUCCAUACGCUGUGAUAACUUAUACUUUGUUAACGCGUCCUCUUGAGCAUGACAUUCUUGUAAAUAGAAUACAUAGAGUUCGCGCGGUCACGUAUCUACGUGCAAGUAUUAGAAUGGUUCAGGCAUUGCAGUAUCUUCCACAGUCGCCUUUGUUGGAACUAAUUGUAAGUCCGAAGAUUCAGAGCUAUCAAUUGCAAUCGUCGAAUGAACAGUACACGUCUUCCUCGCUGGUCACGAAAGAGAAUUUAAAUCUGAAACAAUUAGAGGCCGUGUUUAAGGUGACCAACACUGUAUUAAACAAAGAGGCUAAAUUGUGCUUUAUUCAAGGCCCGCCGGGAACGGGCAAGUCCAAAGUUAUUGUAAAUUUGGUAACUCAAAUACUAUAUGGCGAGCAAAGGGACAACAACAAAUCUUUGAAAAUUUUGGUUUGCGCACCGUCCAACGCUGCCAUCGAUGAAAUUGUAUUGAGACUUCUGAAUGUCAGGUCCAUCCUGAAACAAAAAAAUCGCUUUAACAUGGUACGCAUUGGCCGAUCGGAGUCCAUGCAUCCAACGGCGAAGAACAUUUCCGUGUCGGAGCUGGCGAAACGUCAUUUGGAGAUUUGUCAGAAGGGAAAAAGAAGCUUUUUAAAUGGCGGCACGUUUAUCGCCGAAGAUCCGGCGGUUUUACGCUCGCAUAUCAAUUCGUAUCAAAACGAACUCAAGAAUAUCCAGGAAGAGAACGAGGAGAAGAAGAAGGAGCUUACGAAUAAAUUAUUCGACACGUCAAUAGAGUACGAGUUGUUCAAAUACGGUAAACCGAUAAGUCAGCUGAAUUCGAAGGAGCGCAGCAAAUCUCAGCGUCUCUCGGAAAACAGAAUUCUUAUGGGUGCUGAUAUAAUUGCCUGUACCCUGUCAUCUUGUUACACUCAGCAAAUGGAGUCGAUAUUUGGCGGUCACAAGGACGGAAUAUCGGUGUGCAUCGUUGACGAAGCGACGCAGAGCUGCGAGGCAGAAACUCUGAUACCAUUGAUGCUGGGGGUAAAUACGUUGGUCCUGGUGGGAGACCCAAAUCAACUGCCCGCGACCAUCCUGAGUCAGCGGGCGAAAAAGUUGGGAUUGGAUCAAUCGAUAUUCUCGAGAAUGCAAAACAUCUUCGGAUCUAAAUCGAAUAGUCCAAUCAUAAUGUUGGAUACGCAAUACCGAAUGGAAUACGCUAUCUCGUACUGGCCUAAUAAUUAUUUUUAUCAGGGAAAAUUAAAAAAUGCCACCGACUAUCAUGCAACAUUUCCAUUUCAUUCCUAUAGAGUGUUACAUCAUACCUUUAAGCAAAACGACGACAAAUUUACCAACACCACCGAAGCAGAAUUUGUAGCUAAUAUGAUUUUUGCCAUGUUUAUGUUUGUUAAGUGGGAAGAAACAGAUAGCGCUAUUUCUCUCGGAGUUCUGACGCCGUAUAACAAUCAAAAGACUCUUGUACAGAAGAAAAUAAACGACAAAGUAUCCUCAGUACCGGAUAGCAUAAAGAAGAGAAUUAAUAUUGAAGUUAAUACGGUCGACGGUUUUCAAGGUCAAGAACGAGAUAUUAUAAUAAUGUCCUGCGUUAGAAGCAGUGGUAUUGGAUUUAUGUCGGACAAGCAGAGACUCUGUGUGGCUCUUACAAGAGCUAAACACAGUUUAAUAUUAUGUGGAAAUUUUAAUACUUUUAUGAAGGAUCCUAUGUGGAAAGCAUUGUUAGCCGAUGCACGCGGUCGUGGCAUUUUUUGCAAUGUCGAUGCCAAUGCAUCACCUGCCAUCAUUAGAAAAUUUGUUGUUAGAAGAAAAAAUUAUUCAUAAAAGCUUUAGACUUAACAUCAUGAACAAUUUCACUAUCCAUGUACGUUUUGUAUAUUUUGUAAAUAUCUAGGCUAAGUUUGACCAUUUAAAUACAUUAUUUUCAAUGAAAAAUGUAUAAUAAUUCGAAAAACUGUUAUAUUUAUAUUCUUUUAUACAGACAGUACUUUAGUAAUUACUAAUAAUUGCAUUAAAAUUAAGUAUUAAUCAUUGUUUGAAUCUUACAUUGUAUAAACAAAGAUUAAUAAUUAUUAUAUUACUUUUUA
Molecule: messenger RNA, 7363 nt
Organism: Pogonomyrmex barbatus (red harvester ant)
Lineage: Eukaryota; Metazoa; Arthropoda; Insecta; Hymenoptera; Formicidae
Gene: Setx
Product: probable helicase senataxin
Biological process (GO): termination of RNA polymerase II transcription
Cellular component (GO): nuclear body
Molecular function (GO): helicase activity; protein binding; transcription termination site sequence-specific DNA binding
Source: RefSeq, a predicted model, not a curated record